This is a messenger RNA of Fusarium verticillioides 7600, 397 nucleotides long. Its product is annotated as H/ACA ribonucleoprotein complex subunit 3. Bases 43 to 228 code for a protein of 61 amino acids. The transcript has 2 exons. Gene Ontology annotation, biological process: positive regulation of telomerase RNA localization to Cajal body; rRNA pseudouridine synthesis; snRNA pseudouridine synthesis. Gene Ontology annotation, molecular function: box H/ACA snoRNA binding; telomerase RNA binding. Gene Ontology annotation, cellular component: box H/ACA telomerase RNP complex; box H/ACA snoRNP complex. The record is from RefSeq and is a predicted model, not a curated record. NCBI's taxonomy places the organism in Eukaryota, Fungi, Ascomycota, Sordariomycetes, Hypocreales, Nectriaceae.
AGCAUCACCAAAACCUCACAAUCAAUCACAACCACCGCCAAAAUGCAUCUCAUGUACACCCUCGACGCCCAAGGCAACCGCCUGUACACCCUCAAGAAGGUCGCUCAAGGCCAAGUCACCAAGUCCGCCCAUCCCGCGCGCUUCUCCCCCGACGACAAGUGGUCGCGCCAGCGCGUUACUCUCAAGCGACGAUUUGAGCUUCUCUUGACUCAGCAGAAGGACGAAUAAAUCACACAUGACGGGCGUUACGGUUCAGUUUGGGCGUUAGACUAAAAGUCUCAAUACAACUACUAGUGCUUCUUCUUCGAGUUUACAUUUCGUCCUGCUCCCACGCGAAUCUUUUGACCGCCUCCUGCUCGAUGCCCCGUUAAUAAAUCGGGCAAAUAAUCCUGGUCCA